AUGUCCGCGCAACCUAUUCCUUUCGGUAAAUCUGCGCACGGCCUACGUGAUUCUCAGACCCUUUCUUCGUCGUCCAGUGUACAGCUACCUCGGACUCUGGCGCGUCCCGAGUUCAUCGAGGUUUCUCCAGUAGCCAUUGCUGCUGCUGCUCCAGAACUUGUCAAUGUUCCCUUAGAUUACAUUCGCCGAAGGCUCCGGUCGGAGGCACCACAGAUGAUGGCUGGUCUAUCUUCUCUCGCUCCUUCGCAUGUUCCGAGCAGUCUCCCAAAAUCGCACUUGCCCCCUUCGCUUUCUAUCCCGUUGCGGGCACCACCUUCACGUGCAACUCCUACUUAUCCUACCCAUGUUCUAGCCGUGUCUUCGUCCAAGUCUUCGCAUGAUACACAGGCUAUCAUGGUUCCUGUUCAUUCACUAGUCCUUGCUGCACAAUGUGCGCGUCUUCCAGAGCUUCGCACCCCUAAUACAGCUGUUUCACAUACCCUUCAUCUUCCUGUCAUUCCGAUGUCUGUUCCAUCACCAGCGGCCUUCACCAUCUUGCGCUCGUUCAUGUACGACCAUCGGUUAGACGGCGUGCUCAAGGCACUCUUCCCUGUUCCCCCAAGUUUCCUCGCGAACUUGUCGCACAGCGCUGUUAGAGCAACUAUGUCUUCAGGGCCGGCCCUUCACCAAUUGUCCCUCUACUUGUGUGAAGCGUCAGGUCACAACUUGCAGACGUUGACAACAUAUACUGCCCACGUAAAAGAUCUGUGGCAGGACAUGGUCGUUCUGGGCUUGUUCGAUUCCGAACUGUGGGAUACACUCGAUCUGGCUUGGGACAUUGUCCUUGGUGCAAUGAACUUAGCUGUCGUCAUGCGACAGUAA
Molecule: messenger RNA, 861 nt
Organism: Lentinula edodes (shiitake mushroom)
Lineage: Eukaryota; Fungi; Basidiomycota; Agaricomycetes; Agaricales; Omphalotaceae
Exons: 2
Coding region: 1-861 (286 amino acids)
Source: RefSeq, a predicted model, not a curated record